UCGUGUACGCAAAUACAUAAUAAACACUAUUCUCGAGCAAUUAAAGCCAACCAACCAUGGACUUAAUUUCAGUUAAUAGUGAUAGUACAUCGGUCAAAGAUACUUUAGACAAAUUCCAACUUUGGUCGUUCGUUCGUGCGUGCAUCUGUGUUGUUUGGUCUUCGGAAUUUCCGAACACAUAUAAACAUGGCGGAUUCAAAGGUAGAGACGAUUGCCAGAUUAGCCCAAUGGAAAAUCGACAACUUCGGACCCUGUUCCUACAAAAAAUCCGAACCUUUCAGGCUUGGAAUCUGGAACUGGUAUUUGUCCAUAGAGAGAAACAGGUACCUCUACAUACACCUUUUUCCAGAACCGUCGCGGGUUUCUAAGGAACAGCCACCUGUUGCUCGCUUCAUUCUCCGAGUGUCUAGUGCUGGCUCUCCUCGCAAAUUUUACAUUUCUCCUGUUUAUGAAAAGGUGCUUAGGACAUGCGAUGACUUUGUCUGGCCUGUGGAUACUGCAUUCCUUGGACGCUUCAUUAUUGAUGUCGAAUUUCUUGACCUGAAAACAUGCCCUCUGAAUGGUAGAGAAGCCUGUUCUAUAUGGCCAUCUGAUGGAAAACUGCAAUCAGUGGCAGCUCAAAGCACUCUUCGAUGCCUCUCUCGCAUGCUUGAUGAUGCUAUACAUGCUGAUCUCACCAUUAUCACUGCACAUGACACACUGAGAGCACAUAAGGCAGUUUUGUCUGCAAGUUCUCCUAUCUUCCAGGGCUUGUUUCAUCUCAACGGGGAGGCAAAAGAGUCAUCGACAAUCCACAUAGAAGACAUGUCACAAGAAUCCUGCAUGGCCUUCCUGAGUUACUUGUACGGCACAAUAAAACAAGAAGAUUUCUGGAAGCACAGGCUUGCAUUGCUUAGAGCAGCCAAUAAAUAUGAAAUUGGUGAUCUCAAAGAAGCCUGUGAGGAUAGCCUACUGGAAGAUCUUAAUUCAGGGAAUGUUCUGGAGAGGCUUAAUGAGGCUUGGCUUUACCAGUUGAACAAGUUAAAAAAAGGAUGCUUCACGUUCUUAUUUGAUUUUGGUAAGAUAUAUGAUGUUAGAGAUGAGAUAAAUACGUUUUUCCGUCAUGCAGAUAGGGAGCUAAUGCUGGAGAUGUUUCAGGAGGUGCUUACAAUUUGGAAAUAGGUUAACCCUGGAACUCUUCUUGGUACCCUUGUAUCUUACAAAUGAUGGAUCCUUGUGGUUAAAAUGUUUUUACAUUUUACUACUAUAUUAUAUUAUUCUGUAUAUAAUACCAAUCUGAGCUCUUCAACAACCUAGUGGUUAAAAUGUCAAAUGAG
This is a messenger RNA of Gastrolobium bilobum, 1316 nucleotides long. RefSeq names its product BTB/POZ domain-containing protein At1g21780-like. The record is from RefSeq and is a predicted model, not a curated record. Lineage: Eukaryota; Viridiplantae; Streptophyta; Magnoliopsida; Fabales; Fabaceae. The transcript has 4 exons. Gene Ontology annotation, molecular function: protein binding. Bases 187 to 1161 code for a protein of 324 amino acids.